AUGUUGAAAUUUGAAGUAGAUCAACAUUCUGCUUGUACCAGUUGCAAGGGUACAGUGUGUGAUCUUGGUACUAGAUGUGAAGAAUGUAGGGCUACCAACUGCCAGGUCCAGGUUGCAACGCAACGUUGUACGACCCCUGCGCCCAUGAAGAGUGUAGGACCACGCCCAGUUGUGCCACCACCACAACGGACUGAUCGUUUGGCACCGGAGGCUUGCCACCACUCUGCUACGACCUCGUUAGUCAGCUUUGGGUGGGUUAAUGUUGUCCUAGAAAUGGCAGACAACAGUACAUCAAAGUCAGCAAAAACAAGAGACAAGAUUCGAAGCAUCAGAUCCCUGACUGUCGUUGUGCAGCCUGCUGUGGCCAGUGACCAUGGGUUUCAAGAACUUCAGUUUGUCAAGAUUUCAACCUGUGAUAGAUCACAACCAGCACUACUUGUCAUUGAUGGCAAAAUUAUGCAAAAUGUAUCUAUUGUUAAUGAAAGUUGUUCAGAUCUGCUAUUUCAAGGUGAGGAAAUUACCGUUACAUCUCCUUGUCUCAGACUGAUAGCAGAGGAGGUUUCAUUGUUGCCUAUUUCUCAUAAAGAUAUAGGUGACUUGGUAUCAUUCACAGAAUACCUUAAACAGCAGCUUAUUAUGAGAAACUUUGUAAUUCAAGCUGAUAGUAACAUAAUUAUCCAAUACUUAAGUCAAGACAUAGUUUUGAAAAUUAUGUCUAUAAGAAACUUUGGAUCAGAUACAGAUGAAUGUCAGGUGCCAGCAGAAUGUAUCUGGCAAACUCGUGUAAUGUUUGAAAGCCAUUCAAGAACAUCAGGUGAUAAAGGAAAGCAUGAAAUAACCUUCAGUGAUGUAGGAGGUUACAAGUUGGAAAUUGAAAAUCUAAAGAAGGAAAUAGGAAGGUUAUUUUCCAUAGAAAAAUCUACUGUGAAGGCAGUGAAAGGCAUACUAAUAAGUGGACCUGCAGGUUGUGGAAAGAGUUUGAUUGGGAAAGCAUUAAAAAGCGAAUAUAAAGAUAAAUUUAUCUGCAUCGAUUUGGAUUCUACCAAAAGCAGAUUUCAAGGAGAGACAGAGAUGAAUUUAAGGCAACAGUUCACCAGGCAACUAAAUAGAGCACCUUGCCUUGUUUUCAUUGAUGACAUAGAUAUCCUGUGCACAAGCCGAGAUCGAGGUGAUAACAGUGGUAUCGUGACAACGUUACUUCAUCUUAUUGAUGGUCUUAAUACAUCUGCAGAUGGGAUACUUGUUGUUGCAACUGCAACUAAACCUCAAACUCUUGAUGCUGCUUUAAGAAGACCGGGCAGGCUAUCAUAUGACAUAUUCUUGUCAGUACCCGAAGAAUGUGACAGAGAAGAUAUUCUUCAAAAAAUGUUAGAUAAGUAA
Molecule: messenger RNA, 1380 nt
Organism: Macrobrachium nipponense
Lineage: Eukaryota; Metazoa; Arthropoda; Malacostraca; Decapoda; Palaemonidae
Exons: 7
Coding region: 1-1380 (459 amino acids)
Molecular function (GO): ATP binding; ATP hydrolysis activity
Source: RefSeq, a predicted model, not a curated record